CCUCCACUUUUCUGAUUGGACACACUUCCGGUUGGUGCGGAGUCUUCUUUUUUCUCUUCUCCGCGAGAAUCUACAUUAUUCACCCUCGCACACAGCCGUUUAGGAAUCAGGAAUUAGCAAAGUUUCAAAUGGAUAAAGUAAAAGAAUCCCUGAAGAAGUACACAUUAUCUGUUGAAAAGCUUUGUUUGUUGUGGGAAGGAUUAGCAAAGCGAGCAACCAAGUCAAUGUGCGAAAUAGAGACUUUAUCAGAACAGCUCUUAGCUGCGACAAACAUUUCUGGGGAUGCCCCGAUGAUAUGUGAACAGUUUCCAGAUUUACAUACACAUUUAAUUUACCAAAUAUUCGUGGCUCUUGAAAAAGAGUUGGAAUUACUGAACUGUAUAGUUCAUGAAGUUGGAGAAAAUACUGACAGUCUAAAUAAAUUGGCAUUGCAAAUACAAUGUAUGAGAAUAUGUACAGAUUAUGUACCACCUUUAUCAAUAAGUAUGAUAAUGGAGUAUAUCUCUGACAGCACACAAUAUUUUAGAGCCCAAUAUGCUACUCUGAAAAUUGCUCUUUUGUCAUUGGAUUUCAGAGAUGGUCUUUCUGUUAAAAAUUUGCGUAAUGCAUUUUUUGAACCCAGUGAUUUAAAAGCACACAUCCAGUGUUGCCGUCAAAUUGGAACGAAUAUUUUAUCAAGUAUUGAUAGUUGAAUGCAGCUACCAUGAAAGUUUAUGUGAAACUUCUCAGACAUCUCUGGUUUAAUCUAUGAAAGUUGUAACUUGAUGUUCAAUUUUAUCAUGAACGGUUGAGUAUGGAGCCCAAGAGUAAAAAUUGUAUUGACAGUCAGUUCACCAAUAUGAUUGGUCAUGUAUUCUAGUAAUUACAAAGUUCAAAUCAGGGACAAUUUUAACCAGGGAAUAUCAAAACUUGAAAUCCAAAGAUACUAAAACAACCCAUAAAGGGUAGGAGUGGUGAUAUCACAGUUGAUGUUGAUUACUACAACAAUAAUCAAUACAUACAAGAUACCAAUGUAAAAGUUAACAUUAAGAAAUAAACAACUGUACAAUA
Messenger RNA from Frankliniella occidentalis (western flower thrips), 1050 nucleotides. RefSeq lists its product as uncharacterized. Lineage: Eukaryota; Metazoa; Arthropoda; Insecta; Thysanoptera; Thripidae. The transcript is spliced from 6 exons. The coding region runs from base 129 to 692 and encodes 187 amino acids. The record is from RefSeq and is a predicted model, not a curated record.